Polypterus senegalus (gray bichir) is the source of this 2152-nucleotide messenger RNA. RefSeq names its product dystonin-like. Gene Ontology annotation, cellular component: hemidesmosome; intermediate filament; focal adhesion. The annotation marks the transcript as partial. Gene Ontology annotation, molecular function: calcium ion binding; microtubule binding; structural molecule activity. NCBI's taxonomy places the organism in Eukaryota, Metazoa, Chordata, Cladistia, Polypteriformes, Polypteridae. The transcript has 16 exons. Gene Ontology annotation, biological process: wound healing; hemidesmosome assembly; cytoplasmic microtubule organization. The record is from RefSeq and is a predicted model, not a curated record.
GCAGAAUAAACUUGAGGAAGCCCUGCUAUUUUCUGGACAGUUCACGGACGCCUUGCAGGCUCUCAUCGACUGGCUGUACAAAGUGGAGCCCCAGCUCGCGGAGGACCAGCCGGUUCAUGGAGAUAUUGACCUUGUCUUAAAUUUAAUAGAUAAUCACAAGGCCUUUCAAAAGGAGUUGGGGAAACGGACAAGCAGCGUCCAGGCUUUGAAACGUUCAGCAAGAGAGCUGAUUGAAAGCAGCCAUGAUGACUCGUCUUGGGUCAAAGCUCAAAUGCAAGAGCUGAGUACCCGCUGGGAGACGGUCUGUGCGCGCUCUGUGUCCAAGCAAACCCGCCUGGAGCAGGCCCUCUGUCAGGCGGAGGAGUUCCAUUCCACGGUUCACAUUCUCCUGGAGUGGCUCGCUGAGGCUGAACAGAGCCUGCGUUUCCAUGGCGCCCUCCCGGAUGAUGAAGAAGCUCUGCGUGUGCUCAUCGAUCAACACAAGGAAUUUAUGAGGAAACUCGAAGAAAAGAGAGUAGCAUUGAGCAAAGCAACAGGUAUGGGGGAAGCGAUCUUGACCAUCUGCCACCCAGAUUCGAUCACCACCAUUAAACACUGGAACACCAUCAUCAAAGCCAGAUUCGAGGAGGUACUUGCUUGGGCAAAGCAACACCAUCAAAGACUGAGCAGUGCCCUCAAUGAGCUCCUCGCCAAUCAGGAGCUGAUGGAGACUUUGCUGCGAUGGCUGCAGUGGGCAGAGACAACUCUCAAUGAAAAGGAUAAAGAGACCAUCCCUCAGGAAAUCGAUGAAGUGAAGAACCUGAUUGCAGAACAUCAGACCUUUAUGGAAGAAAUGACAAGGAAGCAACCCGAUGUUGACAAAGUAACCAAGACGUACAAAAGGAAGCCUGCCACCGAGUCGUCCUCCCAUUCGCAUAUUCCUGUCCUGGAUAAAGGAAGAGGUGGAAGAAAGCGUUCCCCUACCCAAGGUUUAUAUCCAUCAGCCGCUCCCGCUCCCAUCGAGACGAAGAACCCCCGAGUGAAUCACCUUGUUAGCAAAUGGCAGCAGGUCUGGCUUCUGGCACUGGACAGACGGAGAAAGUUGAAUGACGCCCUGGAUCGACUGGAGGAGCUGAGGGAGUUUGCCAACUUUGACUUUGACAUUUGGAGAAAGCGAUACAUGAGAUGGAUGAACCACAAAAAGUCGAGGGUGAUGGACUUCUUCAGGCGCAUUGAUAAAGACCAGGAUGGAAAAAUAACCAGACAAGAGUUUAUUGAUGGAAUUCUUUCUUCAAAGUUCCCCACGAGUCGUUUGGAAAUGAGCGCGGUGGCUGACAUCUUUGAUCGAGAUGGCGAUGGUUACAUCGAUUACUACGAGUUUGUAGCGGCUCUCCAUCCCAACAAAGAUGCCUAUAAGCCUCUUACUGACGCAGACAAAAUAGAGGACGAGGUCACUCGACAAGUCGCUAAGUGUAAGUGUCCAAAACGGUUCCAGGUGGAGCAGAUUGGUGCCAACAAAUACCGGUUCUUCCUUGGAAACCAGUUUGGUCUUGUACACUGCUUACAUGAACCAUUAAUCGUGGAUGAGACAGUAACAAACAGAGACAAUCAAAAUGUAACCCCACAACUACAAGUUGCUGUAUUGGAAAGCUGUAUACUGUUUGGAGAUUCACAACAGCUGCGUCUCGUCCGGAUUCUGCGGAGUACAGUCAUGGUUCGUGUUGGAGGUGGUUGGAUGGCGCUUGAUGAAUUUUUAGUGAAGAAUGACCCGUGCAGAGUUCAUCAUCAUGGGAGUAAAAUGUUACGUUCGGAAUCAAACUCUUCAAUUACUCAGUCUCCUAUAGCUAAAGGGAGAACAAAUAUGGAACUUCGAGAAAAGUUCAUUCUACCGGAGGGUAUAUCACAGGCGAUGGGUAGCUUCCGCUACCGAGGUCGCCGAUCACGGCCGUCUUCCAGAGCUGCCUCUCCGAAUCGAUCAAACUCCAGUCACAGCUGUGCUUCCGUCCAACCUCAACCCACUGCCACCAGUACCCCCAAGACUCCCCAACACAUAACCCGCAAUUAUGAUAAACCAUGGCUGACAAACAGCAAAACCUCCACGCCUGUUAAGUCAGCAGAAUCCUUUGAAAGUCAAGUGUCGUCUGCAGAGGUACAGUAAAAACCGACUAACUGC